CAAGCGAAAGUGUUCAAAAGAAGUAUCGUGGAAUAAAGUUUAAAAAAUAUGAAGAAUUAUUAACUAUUUUAGAAGAGGUAAGAUCUUUAAUUAAUUCUGAUGACAAAUCUGAAAAUUGUGAAUCUAUUGAAAAUUUAGGAUCACAACAUAAUGAUGAAUUAUAG
Molecule: messenger RNA, 164 nt
Organism: Dentiscutata heterogama
Lineage: Eukaryota; Fungi; Glomeromycota; Glomeromycetes; Diversisporales; Gigasporaceae
Source: the annotation of a GenBank genome assembly